Pestalotiopsis fici W106-1 is the source of this 1104-nucleotide messenger RNA. RefSeq lists its product as uncharacterized. The record is from RefSeq and is a predicted model, not a curated record. NCBI's taxonomy places the organism in Eukaryota, Fungi, Ascomycota, Sordariomycetes, Amphisphaeriales, Sporocadaceae. The transcript has a single exon. The coding region runs from base 1 to 1104 and encodes 367 amino acids.
AUGGGCAAAGCACACAGGAAUCGAACAUUCCGCGUGUUGAAGCGUCUGGGAAAAGAGGCAGUCAAUCCCCAAACGGAUUCGCCUCUGUACAAUCGUAUACCCUCAGAGAUCCGCAUCCACAUAUUCGAGUAUGCCCUGACAGAUUAUGGGCGUCCGCCGCAUGGACAUGACAUGAAUGAUGGAUUCCACAUUCGCCAUGAUCACGCACCCGGCUUCGUACCCGAUAUGGACACCGGGGCACCACGAACCGAUUUCGCCACUAUCAUACAGCAUAGACCAGCCAGUCAGUCAACGCUCGGGUUCCGCACUGCAUCCCCCGAGUUCUUAUGGGAGCGGCCGGGUCAUCCGGCAUACACGAGGACCGACACGGCAUUGCUCCUAAGUUGCCGGCGUGUCUAUUCGGAGACGCACGCCAUGCCACUCAUGCUGAAGGAACAUGCAUUUGCAUUCGGAUCCGGUCAGAAAAUUGGAGGGCGGCCGAGCUGCAGCUAUAGCGACUACUUUUCGAAAUUCCUGGGCAGGAGCAGUUCUAUACUCGGAACGAAACAGUAUCAACUUGUGCGCCGGGUGCGUAUAUUUGCAUCGAGUAUAUUGCUCUGGACUUUUCCAAGGAACAUCUUCAACACCGUGCUCAAGGAUUUUGGCGCUUUGCAGGUGCCUAUCGAACAUUUGCGCAUUACCAUUCGCCGCUCAAGCUGGAGGUUCUGGCGAGAGAACGGUCCGUACGUCAUUAGCCCGUUCCGCCGUAUCUCCAAAUCAACAAACAUGAAGGAACUCAUGGCUGAAAGGACUGGCGACAUGGUAAUUGAUGACCGUGCUUGGGGCAUGGCGUUCCAGCAUUUGCCAAACAUCAAGUCUGUAACCAUUGAAUUUGAGGUAACGGAGGACAAGCGGGAAGAGCUCGAGGCUAUCGUGGACUGGGCAAAGACGUGGAAGUUCCCGCUUUCUGGGGACCGGCAUCUCAGCGCUGAAGAGCAACGAAUCGAGAGAAUGAGUUGGCAAGGCUUGUUGGGCCACUGGAGCGACACAUGCACUGAAUGUAUGGCUCCGUUACCCUCUGCUACGGAGUCGUGUAGCACUUGUCAGCUAAGGACACGUCUGUGA